AUGGCUGGACUGAGCACCACAGCAGCUUACAUGAAGCAUGCAGAGUGUGCUCCAUCAAGAAGAAAAGACUUGACAAAUUCUCUUGAGCAAAAGAUAAAGCACUUGGAAAAACAGAGACAAGAGCUCUUGGAAGUCAAUCAACAGUGGGACCAGCAAUUCCGAAAUAUGAAGAAGUUAUAUGAAAGAAAGGUCCUGGAGCUGAAAACUAAGCUGGCUGCGGCAGAAGUCACUCACACCCUUGAGAAGGAGCAGAAGCAAAUCAUGGCAGAGGGCGACAGGCAGCUUGAGAAGGAAAACAACAGCCUAAGGGAAGAAUUACAAGCACUGAAGAAGGAGAACAAGCUGUUGAAGGAAAACAAUGCUCUGGCAAAUAGGAAGAAAGAACAUUAUGCCUGUGAAAUUAAACGACUCAAUAAGGCUCUUCAGCAUGCCUUGACAAUUGGGAGUGCUUCAUUUUCCGAGGACUCGGGGAAGUGCAGGUGCAGCCACGCGGAGAUGAGAACAGAGGUGGAAAGUCACCAGCAGCAGCCAGACUAUCAGUGGAAUGCUCUCAACCAGCUUCCUCCCCAUGCACAGCACAAGGCACAUGGUUUCUCUUCAGAAAGAAAAUUCAACCGGUAGAGAUGCAUGCUAGCAGAGAGGAACAGGCAGUGGGCUCUCAGCUGUGGCCACUUUGCUUCUUCAGGACAGCUGUGAAUUUAUUCUCCUUUGAGAUUUGCUCACGUUUCCUUCCCUGUGUCCUGGAUAGAGGAAAAGUCAGGACCACUGAGACACAAUAGAACAGCAAGAUGCUCUGCAGCUCUGCAGCCACGCUGAGCUUUUCUCCACAAUGACACAGGACAGCUGAUUACAUGCUUCUCCUCAAAACUCUCUUCAACUAACCACUGAUGGGUUUGCGAAGAUGACUCCAGAACUUAAAUGACUUCAGCUAUGGUGGUGUGACAUUAUAUACUGAUUUAGAAUGUACACAUAUUAAGCCAAGCACAGUGGCA
This is a messenger RNA of Psammomys obesus (fat sand rat), 992 nucleotides long. RefSeq names its product TNFAIP3 interacting protein 3 (gene Tnip3). The record is from RefSeq and is a predicted model, not a curated record. Gene Ontology annotation, biological process: regulation of transcription by RNA polymerase II; cellular response to lipopolysaccharide. Lineage: Eukaryota; Metazoa; Chordata; Mammalia; Rodentia; Muridae. The transcript is spliced from 8 exons. The coding region runs from base 1 to 621 and encodes 206 amino acids.